CUCGGGCGUAGCGACGCAUGCGCGGGGGCGUGGCCUCGGACUCCUCGGCUCAGGUCCACCCUCUGCGCCUGCGCAGGACUGGCCGAGGCGCCGGCGGAGUACGUGAGGUGGUGUCGCCGGGCGGAAACGUCAUGGGUCGCGCGCCGGACACGCACGUACCCACGCACGCCCAGGGGAAGCGCCGAGUUCCGGGCGCUCAGGGUCGGCCCCGAGCAGGGGGAAGGGAAGCGCUCUCCGUGUCGGGGCGGGCGGAGGGGCGUGAGGAAAGUCCUACGGUGGCCGCAGAGGGACGUUUCUACGGCUCCCACGCUGGGCCAAACGCCGCCGGGCGCCGGGCGCGGGAGCCCCUGGCCCUUCGGGGCAGCCCCGAGCGGGGACGCUUGAGGGUCCGGGCCGCGCCGUCGGCACCAUGCGGCCGCCCUGCUCCCGGAGCCCCGAGGGACAGGCGGCCGCGCGGCUCGGGACGCCGGCGCGGAGAGGGCACCCGGUGAGCGGGCGGGGGUGCCCGGGCGGGGCGCAGGCGGCUCCCGGGGGCGCUGCGCGUCGGCCCUGCCUGCCUCCAGGAUCCGGGGCCUGGCAGCCCCCAGAGGCGGGCGCCCGGACUCCGACCUGGAAGCCCGUGGCGCAGACGGGUUGCUUGCGCCCAAGUGAUGGGAGGAUGGCGAGCGGCCCGCCCCCAGCCGCGACCCCGAACCGUGAAGGGAGCACUAACGCCGGAAAGUCAUUGGCUGCUGUCAGACCGGGUCUGGCCGAAGCCUGUGGGGAGGGCUGGGCCUGCGGGUAGGGGAGGGUGGACGUGCCCGGCUUCCGGCUCUUCCGCCUCUGGCCAGAGCAGCACGUGGGCGGCCCUUUGCCCUGACCCGUGGCGGAAAGGAAGCUAGCAGGAGCCCCUGUGCAGGCCUCCGGGCUGAAGGCCUUGUGGUGGAGGCAGAUGCCCUGGACAGUGCCUCCCCGAGCCCGUAACCAACUUCGCUGCUAGGUUUUUACGCAUCGGUUCUGUACUUGCCGUUCUGUGUUUCUCUCUCCACGAUUUCGGCACGCCAUAAAUGGCGGUUCCUAGGCCAAACCAGGGAGCCACUUGCUAUUUCUCCUUUCCUGGGGUGGCCCAGUCCAUUGGGCUCCAUGCCCUGUGAUGACACCACUGGCCGUGGGCAGUCACCCUUUCUGCCAGGCACAGGCAGCCCCUGCCCUGUUAUGCCUGCUUCCUACAGCACCCCUGGGAGUCCAGCACUGUCCACGUCCCGGUUCUGCAGAGCAGGGAGGGUUUCCGGGGUGAGGUGACCUGCCCGAGGUCCCUCCAGGUAAAGGACAGCACGAGGGUUCGGGCUCCGCAGGGGAGCCCAGAGCCCUGUACCUGCUGCCGGGUUCCCAGCACUUGGCCUGUCAAGUUGCUCAAGAGAAUGGCUGUCUGCCCUGUGGGCACCCUCUCCCUCCACCAGUCCUGUGGUGGCUGCCACUCAGGGACUGAUUCG
This is a messenger RNA of Sus scrofa (pig), 1472 nucleotides long. Lineage: Eukaryota; Metazoa; Chordata; Mammalia; Artiodactyla; Suidae. The record is from RefSeq and is a predicted model, not a curated record.